AUGACUACCCCAAUAGUCUUAACUACAUCAGUCAACCCAUAUGAUGAAAUAUACGAAAUUACUCAAGAAGUUAAUCACCAGUUGCAAUGGGGAAACCUAAAUGCAGAUAUCAAUCAGAUGGCUCCACUUUCCAUAAUUGACCACGCCAAAGAGCAUGCCCAACUCGUGCAAUUUGAUGAGGAGCUCAACGCAAUAAUUUACGAGGAUCGAGUACUUGAUAAUAACAAUUUGGCCCUAAAAAUAUCUCUGUCUAUGCCCUCUUCAUCUUCUGGCCAUGGCCCGACAAAUUGUCAAAACGCAACAACAAAAAGAACCAAUUAUGGUGUUGAUGGUGAGAACAAGCAUAAAGAAGAGGUUGGAGGACGCCAUUGUUCAACUAAGCCAAAUGAUAUUGUUGACUUGGGGAAUGCAGGAAUAACCAAAAUGCAUUUGGAGAUGAAGACAAUUUUUGCAAGCAAUGAUGGAGGAAGAUGA
Messenger RNA from Oldenlandia corymbosa var. corymbosa, 474 nucleotides. NCBI's taxonomy places the organism in Eukaryota, Viridiplantae, Streptophyta, Magnoliopsida, Gentianales, Rubiaceae. The record is from the annotation of a GenBank genome assembly.